AUGCUUCGGGCUUGGGGCUACCCGGCGACGGGGCUCCGCUUCGUCAGCCAAGGGAGCCGCCCGUUGAUCAAGAAGAUAGACAAGGUGCUCAUCGCAAAUCGUGGAGAGAUUGCGAUUCGGGUGAUGAACACGGCGCGGAAGAUGGGCAUUGAAACGGUGGCUGUAUUCAGCGACGCCGAUCGGGGAGCGCUGUUUGUGCGUAAAGCCGAUAAGGCAUACCACAUCGGGCCGGCCCAGGCGACUCAAAGUUAUCUGAACGUGGACAAGGUGAUCGACACGGCGUUGAAGGCUGGCGCACAGGGUAUCCACCCUGGCUAUGGGUUCUUGUCCGAGAAUGCCGGAUUCGCCGACAAGUGCGCGGAAGCCGGACUAGUUUUCAUCGGGCCCCCAUCACAGGCUAUCCGCGACAUGGGGACGAAGAGCUUGGCCAAGCAAAUUAUGCAGGACGCUAAAGUGCCUGUUGUUGAGGGAUUCCAUGGUGCUGAUCAGUCAGAUGCCAACUUGAAGAAGCAUGCCCAAGCCAUCGGUUAUCCGGUCAUGCUGAAAGCCGUUUACGGCGGUGGCGGGAAGGGAAUGAGGAUUGCUUGGAAGGAAAGCGACUUCGACGAGGCGGUCACGUCGGCCAGGAAUGAAGCCAUGAAAUCUUUUGGCAAUGAUGAAAUGCUGGUCGAGAAAUUUGUCGAAAGACCGCGCCACGUCGAGGUUCAGGUAUUUGGCGACCACCACAAUAACUACGUCUAUCUCUGGGAGCGCGACUGCUCGGUGCAGCGGCGUCACCAGAAAAUUAUCGAGGAAGCGCCCGCGCCAAAUAUUUCUAUGGAAACACGUCGCCGGCUCGGCGAAUCGGCCGUGCGCGCGGCUUCAGCGGUGGGCUAUGUGGGCGCGGGAACGGUGGAGUUCAUCAUGGAUCCGCGCGGAGACUUUUACUUUAUGGAGAUGAACACACGACUGCAAGUGGAGCAUCCGGUUUCGGAAGCGAUUACGGGGACUGAUCUGGUAGAGUGGCAGCUGAAGGUGGCCCAAGGCGAAGAAUUGCCGCUGAAGCAGGCUGACGUUCGAUUGAAUGGACAUGCAAUGGAGUGCCGUGUUUACGCUGAAGAUACACGAAAGGGCGCCUUUAUGCCGACUGCCGGAAAAUUGGACUACGUCGAGUUCCCGGAAGAUGCACGCGUCGAUACCGGGGUGGUGAGCGGCGAUGAAGUUUCCGUGCACUACGACCCAAUGAUUGCGAAGGUGAUCGUUUGGGGACGUGAUCGAGUCGAAGCCUCAGCCAAGCUUGACAAGGCAUUGAAGGCCACAAGGAUCGCUGGUCUCCCAACAAAUAUCGAUUUUGUGCGCACGGUGCUCAAGCACCCCGAAUUCAUCAAGGGAAAUGUCUACACGGAUUUCAUCCCGGACUUCCAAGAGGAGCUCUUUGCUGAUAAGGCUACAACGAUGGAGGAGAUUGUCGAGACGGUCAUCGGGCGGCAGAUCGCUGAGAGGCCGCUGGGUGCGCCGAAAAGUGUGUUCCAGGCCCUGCCCGACUUCCGACUAAAUCUCAACAUGCGCAAGACGUUCCAAGUUGGCGCAAAGACGGUUGAAUUAGAAGUGACCGGGGAGAACAAGUACAAAAUUCACAUCGAUGGUGAGGCAGUCGAGAGCAGCGUGUCGAAUUUGAGGGAGGAGGGCAAUAAGCGAUCGUUCACAAUUGAGGCCGCUGGGCGUAGAUGGCGUGUGGAGACGGUCCAGACGCAAGAGAACAUUUUGGUGUACGGUGUGGGAGAAAACGAGUUCCAAAAACCCAUGAAUCCUCUGCUAGCGGCUGCUGGGGCGGGUGCCACCCAGGGCGAUGCUAUAUCCCCGAUGCCUGGAAUUGUGGAAAAGGUGUUAGUCAAGCCCGGCGACAACGUGAAACAAGGGCAGUCGCUCGUGACGAUGGUUGCGAUGAAGAUGGAAUACAUCAUCAAGGCCUCCAAGGACGCGGUGGUCGAAUCGGUCAACUGCGCGCCCGGCAAGAAUGUCGCGAAAAAUACGGUUCUCGUGCAUUUCAAGGAA
Molecule: messenger RNA, 2034 nt
Organism: Mesorhabditis spiculigera
Lineage: Eukaryota; Metazoa; Nematoda; Chromadorea; Rhabditida; Rhabditidae
Source: the annotation of a GenBank genome assembly